Messenger RNA from Cyclopterus lumpus (lumpfish), 1349 nucleotides. RefSeq names its product amidohydrolase domain containing 1 (gene amdhd1). Bases 51 to 1349 code for a protein of 432 amino acids. The transcript has 9 exons. The record is from RefSeq and is a predicted model, not a curated record. Lineage: Eukaryota; Metazoa; Chordata; Actinopteri; Perciformes; Cyclopteridae. Gene Ontology annotation, molecular function: imidazolonepropionase activity. Gene Ontology annotation, cellular component: cytoplasm.
CUGAAGUUAGUGCUCUCUGCCUUUUUUUUCGCGGGGGGGAUACAAACAAAAUGUCCGGUAAUUACAGACUGCUGGUGAAGAACGCCCAACAGGUCGUUCUGAUCUGCAGCGACGGAGAGAAGUUCAUCACCAAACACGGGAUGCAAAAUCUGUGUGUGAUUGAAAACGGCAGCGUAGUGAUCGGGAGAGACGGGCUGAUUAAAGCUGUGGGGCCCGCAGAAACCAUCGGAGCACAGUAUUCUGGAUCGUCCUUCGACAACGUGAUCGAUGCUGCAGGCAUGUGCGUCCUGCCCGGGCUGGUUGACGCCCACACGCACCCAGUCUGGGCCGGGGACAGGGUGCAUGAAUUUGCAAUGAAGCUGGCGGGUGCCACCUACAUGGACGUGCACCGGGCCGGUGGAGGGAUCCACUUCACCGUGGAGCACACUCGAGCCGCCGGGUCCUCGGCGCUGCUGGCCUCCCUCCGCGGCAGGCUGGCCCGGAUGCAGCGAGCCGGCACCACCCUGGUGGAGUGUAAGAGCGGCUACGGCCUGGAGCUGCAGACCGAGAUCAAGAUGCUGGAGGUGAUCGAGGAGGCCGGACGCGCGCUGCCCAUCAACAUCUCCUCGACCUACUGCGGAGCCCACGCGGUGCCCAAGGGGAAGACGGUUGCAGAAGCCACAGAGGACAUCCUGCAGGUCCAGCUGCCGAGGCUGAAAGAGCGGAUGUCUGCUGGGACGCUGAGCGUGGACAACAUCGACGUGUUCUGCGAGGAAGGAGUGUUCGACCUCCGGUCUACUCGCUCCAUCCUGCAGGCCGGAAAAGACAUGGGCCUCAACAUCAACUUCCACGGAGACGAGCUCCAUCCCAUGAACUCUGCUCAGUUGGGUGCAGAGCUCGGAGCCUCGGCCAUCAGUCACCUGGAGGAGGUCACCGAUGAGGGGAUCGCUGCCAUGGCAACAGCAAGGACCGCCGCCGUCCUUCUUCCGACCACAGCUUACAUCCUCCGGCUGCCUCAGCCUCGGGCCAGAGACAUGUUGGAAGCCGGCGUUAUCGUCGCCCUCGGCAGCGACUUCAACCCCAACGCCUACUGCUGCUCCAUGCCGAUCGUCAUGCACCUGGCCUGUGUGAACAUGAAGAUGUCCAUGCCCGAGGCCUUGGCCGCGGCCACCAUCAACGCCGCCUACGCCCUGCGGCGCUCCGACACGCACGGCUCCCUGGAGGUCAACAAGCACGGAGACCUGCUGGUCCUCAACGCCGCGCGGUGGGAGCAUCUGAUCUACCAGCUGGGAGGACAUCAGGAGCUGAUUCGCUACGUCGUCAUCAAAGGAAACGUCGUCGUCGACAACGACAAAACUGUGGAUCUGUAA